This is a messenger RNA of Trichoderma citrinoviride, 840 nucleotides long. RefSeq lists its product as hypothetical. Gene Ontology annotation, molecular function: catalytic activity. The record is from RefSeq and is a predicted model, not a curated record. Lineage: Eukaryota; Fungi; Ascomycota; Sordariomycetes; Hypocreales; Hypocreaceae. The transcript has 2 exons. The coding region runs from base 1 to 840 and encodes 279 amino acids.
AUGGCGCCCCCUACGGAUAGAGACCAGAUCCUUGCCGGCCUUCGGGCCCGGAUCGCCGCCGGCAAGGCCAUAGUCGGAGCCGGCGCCGGCAUUGGUCUGUCCGCCAAGUUCAUCGAGGCCGGCGGCGGUGAUCUCAUCAUCAUUUACAACAGCGGUCGCUUCCGGAUGGCCGGUCGGGGGUCGCUGUCCGGGCUGAUGCCGUACGGAGAUGCCAACGGCAUAGUGGUUGAAAUGGCAAAUGAAGUGAUUCCCGUCGUCAAGAAGACGCCCGUCAUUGCUGGCGUAUGCGGCACAGACCCUUUCCGCAAUAUCCCGGCCUUCCUCAAGCAGCUCCGCGACCUCGGCUUCGCCGGCGUCCAAAACUUCCCCACCGUCGGCCUCAUUGACGGGCAGUUUAGGGCCAAUCUGGAAGAGACAGGGAUGGGCUACGAUCUCGAGGUGGACAUGAUCCGUCAGGCUCGCUCGCUCAACAUGCUCACGACGCCAUACGUGUUCAACGUGGAGGAGAGCGAGAAGAUGGCGCGCGCGGGAGCCGAUGUCCUGGUUGCGCACAUGGGCCUCACGACGAGUGGCUCCAUCGGUGCUGCGACGGGCAAGACGCUGGACGAGUGCGUCAAGCUGAUUCAGGAGAUCCGCGAUGCAGCUGUCAAGAUCAAUCCGGAUGUCAUUGUGCUGUGCCACGGAGGGCCGAUUGCGGCACCAAAGGACGCCGAGUAUGUGCUCAGCCGGACGAAGGGUGUUCACGGCUUCUACGGGGCGAGUUCGAUGGAGAGAUUGCCGGUGGAGACGGCGAUUACAGAGAUUACAAGGAGCUUUAAGAAGCUGAAGCCAAAGUUGUAA